GUAUACACACUUUAAAACACCCAAAUAGGAAAACUGGCUUUAUCUAGCUUCACACCGACUACGAAAGCAAUGCAUUCCUUUAGCGUUGACUUAUGUAAACGUGGAAUUAAACCACGGCAUUAACAGAUUGACGGACAGGAAGUGCAGAUGUAUGAGUAAGCUAGCGUUAGCUUAGCUGAUGGUAUGCUAGUUGUGUUGUUUACAGGUCAUAUAAUGGUUCAACUGAUAUCAACGUAACAUGGCUGAACCCAGUGAAGUGAUUCAAACAGAGGUAAGAAAGGGGACAGAUGGAGGGUCUAUCGAUGCUGUUUCAGAGGCUGGUGAAUCAUUAGACGUUGAAGAUACAGCACUGGCUUGUCAGUCUUCACUGUCCAACCACAGAGAGGAGGAUAAACUUGCUGAAAAAGAAAAGGAAAAUAAUGAACAUAAUGACACAGAAACUGGGGUUGGUGAGGAUUUUACAUCUCCAUCAGAGACAUUUUCUUCUGAGGAGAAUAUGGUGGUGGAUGUGAAAACUGAGGAAGACUUUGAAACAGACAUGAACUCUGAGAAAAGUCCUGCACGACCAGAUGUGAGUGAGGAAGUGAAAGAGGAGGUAAUUUCUGAGUUUAAAGAAGAGAUGGACAGUGAUUCUGCUGAGGACACACAACACAAAAACACACCCAUUGGCUCUGAAUCGGUGGAUCCUCCAGCAAAUGCGCUCGAUGAGAUGAUGGACAUGGGUACAGUGGAUCAGGUGGAACAAGAAGCUCAGAUGAAAGAGGAGGAGCAGGAUAAUACGCUGGAUAUGGGCACCAGCAGCUCUUCCCCUGUCUCCAAUACAGUGUCAACGGCAGAAGACGGUAACUCUGUUGAGGAGGAGGUUGAUGUAAAACCUGUUGUGUUACCUCCACCGUCAGAAGACGACCAAAUGGAGGACAUUAAAGUGGAAGUAGAUUCGAUGCAGUCCUGCUCAUCUCCAUCGUCUGAGGCUGCGGUCGGUACAGCUGAACACUAUAACGUUACAGUCUGUGGUCCAUUAACCACAGGGAGGCGCAGCAUAUCACCCACAGCCAUGAUGAAUGGGAUGAAAGUUGUCAAACUGGCGAUACCAAAACUACAAAUUGAGAAGUUAAGGUCUAACUCGUCCUCUUCGCCGCCUUUGGUCAAAGUGAAGGACGAGCCUGUGGACGAGGAGUAUGACCGCGCUCUCAUAUCCUCAACGUCAACAGCAACUGUGAAAGAUGAACCCAUUCCUCCAAAGGAGGACCUAAGGAUCGGCUCAGUCUUCUCUGUGAAUUCAGACUCUGAGAUCCAGACGCCGCCCACCGCCAGCCCCUCAGUUCUGCACAUGUCCUGUUGUCACUGCAAGAAGAGCCUGAUGAAAGGCCAGACUGCUUUCCAGAGGAAGGGCUCCCCGUCGUUAUUCUGCUCCACUGCCUGCCUCACCGCAUCACUCCCCGCCAUUAAAGGACCUCCCAAGAUCUGCCACAACUGCCAGAAGUUGAUACUUCGGCCUCAGGACGUCAUCUUGGCUCCAGAUAGUAAAGGAACAAUGAAAGAUUUCUGUAGCCAGAACUGCCUGACUGCCUUCAGCUUCAAGAAAAAUGUAUCCAACAAGAUGCUUGUCCCAACACAAACAGGAGGACCACAGUCACUAUGCAGCAUGUGCUCCAGAUUGUGCAUUAGUAAACAUGAGGUGACUCUGAAUGGCAAUGUCCACAAAAUCUGCAGUGAUGCCUGUUUUAACCGUUUCCGCACAAUGAAUAAACUGUCCAUGGCCAGCUGUGCAUUCUGCGGUGCUUUCUACGGCACCAAACCGCUCCUGCUGAAGCUCGAGGAUUCCAGCAAAACUUUGUGCAACCUCGAGUGUCUGAACAAAUUCAAGGAGAAAACCAAGACAAGUCACACCUGUACGAUGUGUCGCUCAACUCGGACUCUGGCAGAGAUGGUUUACCAUAAGAACAGUGACGACUCUGUGAAUCUCUUCUGUAGCAGCAGUUGUAUCAUGGCAUAUAAAGUGCAGACUGUCAGUACAUCAGGUGCUCGGUUGAGUUGUGACUUCUGUUGGAAAAACACGGUCCCGUCCUACCACCUGGCCAUGUCCGAUACGUCCAUCAGGAACUUCUGCACUCUGCCAUGUGUUAUGGCCUUUCAGGAAAAGUUCAAGAAGUCCCAGCCACAGCUCAGUGUUUUCACCAAGUUACCAGUGGGAUCCACUCAAAACCAGACUGUUACACCUGCUCAAGUUCAGAUCGAGGCUUCACAUGGAAAACUGAACUGCUCCCAAUGUUCCCAAAGUAUAACAUUCAAACCUGAAGUCAUCCAGAUAAAGGAUAAAAUGGUUUUUGUGUGCAGCACCGACUGCGCUCACGAGUUCAAGAAGGCCAACUUUGUGACGAGUCUGUGCGAAUACUGCAAAAUUGAAAAGCUCACCAGAGAUGCCAAGAGAAUUAAUAACAAAGACUGCUUCUUCUGCAGUGAUGGCUGCAAGCUGCUCUACAGACACGACCUGACAAAAAGUUGGGGGAAACACUGUCACUCCUGCAGCUACUGUCACUCAGUCUCCAAAAAGCUGGUGACAGCUCAGUAUGGAGGCUCUGCUGAAGAGUUCUGCUCUGAGGAGUGCAGGUCCAAGUACACCAUGCUCUUCUGCCAUGUUGCUAAGUGUGACACCUGUGGCCGUAAAGCGAAGUUAAAGCAGAGUCUGUCUCUUCUGGGCGACGUCAAACACUUCUGUGACCUGAGCUGUCUGUUAAAGUACUGCAGCUGGGUAGUGGAGAAACAGGGAGAGGUGUUUCCCAAAGAUACAGAAGAGUUAAAGCCUGUUAUUGCUAGUGUCAUGUCGCUGGCAAGUCCUCAAGCGGCGAAACCCAAAACUUCAGAAGGAACUGCACAGCAAAGCACAGCCACAGCUCAGACGAAGUACAAAAGAAAUAUCAGUAUUCAGACAGAUACAACAAAGGUUCCCCCUCCAGCUCCCCCCAAAGUCCUCAAGAACAAGGCUCUUCUCUGCAGGCCGUUGGUGCAAAAUAAAGGUGUCUCGUGCAGAACGCAGACUGUCGACACUGAAGUUCAGACAGAUGAAACCAUCCCUAAAGUCCUGGUCCUUCCCAUCCCGGUGCCAGUUUAUGUCCCAGUCCCAAUGGGCAUGUACACCCAGUGCACCCCAAAACCUAUGGGUCUGCCACUACCACUGCCGGUGCCCAUGUUCCUCCCUGUGACUAUGAGCAGUGCUGAAGGCAUCGUGGAAACAAUCAAAGAUAUCAAGGAAAAGAUCCCGUCCGACCCGUUUGAGGCAGAGCUCAUCCUCAUGGCGGAGAUGGUGGCGGAGCAAGACGAGGGGAAAUCGAAAGAGAAAGUGGAGAAUAAAGAGACGAACAAACAGUCAGGCCCUGACGACCACACCAGUAACUUCAGUGACGACUUGGACACAGAUGACUUGGCCAGUUUCCUCAACAACUGGGACGACCCGACGCCUGACGCAGGUCUGCAGUCGCCUGGACGACCAUACGCCCAUGAGAAGCUGAACCCUGUCGAAGACGUACCUGAGGGUCAUGACACAUACCCCGAGCCUGUGCCCCAAGCCCCGCCCCCUUUGGACCUUGAGGCUGACUUCAGUGUUGAAAUGUUGGAGAGGAUGUCCAGGCUGAUAGAAGAGGCUGAGCAGCCUCCAAGUCCUCCACCUACUGGGACAAGAAGACAAGCUCACAGAAAAGCCAGGGACAAAAAUAAGGGUCGUAAGGCUCAGCGGUCGAAAAAGGGAGCUGAGGCAGCGUCUCAGAAAGGUUCGUCUCAUAAAGGCAAAGCAGCAGAAGUUCAAAGACUGAAGAGUCACUACGGUGUCGACGCUUGGAAACGAUGGAUCCAGUGGAGACAAACACAGCCCAACCUUCAGAAGCCAAGCUUCGCCUCGCGUCCGCUCGACCUGAAGCAGGACGUUCUUCGCUGCACCACGGCUGAGCUGAGCUACGGCCUCUGCUGCUUCAUCACUGAGGUGAAACGACCCAACGGAGAACCGUACUCCACUGACAGCCUGUUCUACCUCUGCCUCGGCAUCCAACAGCACCUGUUUGAGAACGGUCGUGUGGAGAAUAUAUUCAUGGAUCGCUUCUACAGUAAAUUUUCCACUGAGUUCACUCAAAUGCUGAAAGGCUUCAAACCUGCGAUCACAGGCAGUGGUUACAUCCACUCCCGAGUGGAGGAGGAGUUUCUGUGGGACUGUAAGCAGCUGGGGGCCUACUCCCCCAUCGUCCUCCUCAACACGCUGCUCUUCUUCUGCUGUAAAUACUUCCGCUUCACCACAGUGGAGCAGCACCGACAGCUGUCCUUCGCUCACGUCAUGCGCUGCACAAAAACCAACGCCAACAACACUAAGACCACCUUCCUGCGCUUCUACCCGCCCUUAGCAGUAAACGAGGCCGAGUCGGAACCGGAUGCAAAGAAGCCGAAGUUUGAGGAGAAUAAAGAGGAAAUACUGGAGAUGAUGGAAAACACAGAAAAUCCUCUCCGCUGUCCGGUCAGACUCUACGAGUUCUACCUCUCUAAAUGCUCGGAGUCAGUGAAGCAGCGCACCAACCUGUUCUACCUUCACCCAGAGCGCUGCUGCGUCCCCAACAGCCCCCUGUGGUUCUCCUCCACCCCUCUAGACGACAGCACAAUGGAGGCCAUGCUGAUCCGCAUCCUCACCGUCCGAGAGCUGCAUCUCAGGACGAGGGAGGACAGAGAGAUGGAGACGUCUGAUGACAAACCGUAUGUACCUGAUGAGGACGAAGCAGAUUCAGACUGAUUCAAAGUGACCUUUUCCUGGUGUCGUGGGUUAUGUUGUAAAUAUCUGCAGAUUUAACGAAAUGUUCAUGUAAACAUUGUCCACUUAAGAGAAAUGAACUGAAUACAAUAAUACAAAACACGUCCAUCUGGAUUUGUAGACGUUCUUCAGAUGCAGUUUCGUUGGUUUUCUCAUCAUUCACAUGGUUCAGUGCUGCAUCUGCGGUUCUCUGGUUUUAUCUCCUCAAUGAUCACUAUCACGGAUGUCUCGUGCUGAUGUGCUUGGAUUCCCUCAAACCCUGUAAUGACUCUAUUUUCUUGUCCCUUUGUGAGAAGAAGCUGCAGUUUAAUACAGAUAAAGAUGAUACUGUAUCUGUAGAAGCCCAUCUCCACCACUGUGAUGACGAAAAAAUGUGCCUCAAAAUUCUAAGAUACUUUCUCCUAUUAAAGGUAGUAUCUGAAAGUUGAGGCUUAUUCCCUUAAAAAGAAAUCACACACAAUCACAGUUACAGUCCUGUGAUUAACCUCACAGUCCUGAGGUUUUGUUGUUUUACUCUACAUUUGUUCCACUUAGUUUUGCUUUCACUCUGAUUUUUAUCUACUUUUGCUGCAUCUCUGUUUUAGACUUCCAUGUGUCUGACGUCAGCAUGUUGUUUAUUUGCCUCCUUUUCUCAGCUGUUUUCCAUAGUGAUAAUCUUGCAUAACGUCCUACAGUUGGUCUUUUUGCACUGUAAAUGAACCAAACCAUAGUUCAAGUUCAUCCAGACUGAGAAAACUGUUAUGGUCAGAUCCAAGACCAGUUCUCUGGUCUGCACCGGGGUCUGGCAGGUUUGACACUCUCAAUAUCAUUCUAAUCAAACUGGAAAGUUUAGAACUAACAAGGUGAAAGUGCCCUUAGUCUAUCAGAAAUAUAUGAUAUAUGAGGUAGUACAUAGGUAUAUUCACGUGAUAUUAAAAUUAGUGAGGAGAAACUGUCUUAGAGUCAUAAUCGUAUCUCAAAUAUGAUCUGAACAAUGAUCUGAUUAUGUUUGAUUUACAGGAUCUUUUUUGUACCACACUGGUGAGAAUGGGCUUCUAUAUGUCUAUGAUGGUUCUGAAAAGACAAAUCCAAGACGGAGAGUAAUCCGUUAAUUUUACCUUACCUCAUGUUGAACAACAUUUACAGCACCAUUGGCUGUAAAACAAUCCUUCUGCUGAAUGAAAAUCAGCAAAUGUUCAUUUUCGGUGUUUUAAUGAACCCCGAGAUUCGUUGAAGGUUCAGUGCUGGACAUUUAACUCAUAGAAUAACUCCAUUAAUACCAGUAAUGAGAAAGAUUUGAGUAACCAAAGCCUUCCAUUGGGUAAAAUCCCCUGAAAGAAACAUUAAUACACACAGACUCCUACUGAUUGAUGUGUGUUUGAUCUGAUAAUACUACUUCUGAAAGUCUAGUACAAGUAUUAAGAAGCCUCUAGUUUUUUUUUCCCCGUUUUGUUUUAUUCUAUUUUUCUUUGCAAAAAACAUUUUGAUUACUAGCAUCCAAUUAUUUGGAAGAUGAAUGUAUCUGAAAGUUAUUUACACUCAUUUCAAGUCCAUGAUAGUAACUGUUACUAUUACUGAUUACUGUUAAAAAGCUACAACUUUGAUGCCAUUUAGAAAAACUGCUACUUCUGAUGAUUUUGACUGAACACACAAACGUCAUCAGAUCCACAGACUUUUUGCAUAUGAGCCCAGUGUGAAGUAUGUAAAAAUAAGGAAAUGCACCUCUUGCUGUAUAUGGUUAUAUUAACCCCCAGUCCUCACCGCUGGUUCUGUGUUUUCUAUUCUAUGUCCUUUUUUCAAUAAAAACAUCUAAAAAAUGUU
Messenger RNA from Sphaeramia orbicularis (orbiculate cardinalfish), 6586 nucleotides. RefSeq names its product zinc finger MYM-type containing 4, tandem duplicate 1 (gene zmym4.1). The record is from RefSeq and is a predicted model, not a curated record. The transcript is spliced from 28 exons. Lineage: Eukaryota; Metazoa; Chordata; Actinopteri; Kurtiformes; Apogonidae. The coding region runs from base 239 to 4768 and encodes 1509 amino acids.